This is a messenger RNA of Hemiscyllium ocellatum (epaulette shark), 1839 nucleotides long. Its product is annotated as basic proline-rich protein-like. The coding region runs from base 1 to 1839 and encodes 612 amino acids. The record is from RefSeq and is a predicted model, not a curated record. Lineage: Eukaryota; Metazoa; Chordata; Chondrichthyes; Orectolobiformes; Hemiscylliidae. The transcript has a single exon.
AUGCCACCCCAGCCACCUGCUGAAAGGCCUCAGGUCCUAACAAGCUUGGGGCAUGGGGCCCAAACUCCGACCACCCAGGGAUCAGGCCCCAAACUCCAACCACCCGGGCACCAGGCCCCAAACUCCAACCACCCGGGCACCAGGCCCCAAACUCCACAACCUCGGGCCCCAGGCCCCAAACUCCAACCAUCCACGGACCAAGUCCCAAACUCCAACCACCCGGGCACCAGGCCCCAAACUCCAACCACCCGGGCACCAGGCCCCAAACUCCAAACCACCUGGGGACCAGGCCCCAAACUCCACAACCUCGGGCACCAGGCCCCAAACUCCACAACCUCGGGCACCAGGCCCCAAACUCCAACCACCCGGGGCACAGGCCCCAAACUCCAACCACCUGGGGACCAGGCCCCAAACUCCACAACCCCGAGCCCCAGGCCCCAAACUACAACCACCCGGGGACCAGGCCUCAACUCCACAACAUCGGGCAACAGGGCCCAUCUCCACAACCUCGGGCACCAGGCCCCAAACUCCAACCAUCCAGGGACCAAGUCCCAAACUACAACCACCCGGGGACCAGGCCCCAACUCCACAACAUCGGGCACCAGGCCCCAAACUCCACAACCCCGGGCACCAGGCCCAAAACUCCACAACCUCGGGCACCAGGCCCCAAACUCCAACCAUCCAGGGACCAAGUCCCAAACUCCAACCACCCAGGGAUCAGGCCCCAAACUCCAACCACCCAGGGAUCAGGCCCCAAACUCCAACCACCCGGGCACCAGGCCCCAAACUCCAACCACCCGGGCACCAGGCCCCAAACUCCACAACCCCGAGCCCCAGGCCCCAAACUCCAACCACCCGGGGACCAGAUCCCAAACUCCACAACCUCGGGCACAGGCCCCAAACUCCAACCACCUGGGCACCAGGCCCCAAACUCCACAACCCCGGGCACCAGGCCCAAAACUCCACAACCUCGGGCACCAGGCCCCAAACUCCAACCAUCCAGGGACCAAGUCCCAAACUCCAACCACCCAGGGAUCAGGCCCCAAACUCCAACCACCCAGGGAUCAGGCCCCAAACUCCAACCACCCGGGCACCAGGCCCCAAACUCCAACCACCCGGGCACCAGGCCCCAAACUCCACAACCCCGAGCCCCAGGCCCCAAACUCCAACCACCCGGGGACCAGAUCCCAAACUCCACAACCUCGGGCACAGGCCCCAAACUCCAACCACCUGGGCACCAGGCCCCAAACUCCAACCACCCGGGGACCAGGCCCCAAACUCCAACCACCCGGGGACCAGGCCCCAAACUCCAACCACCGGGGACCAGGCCCCAAACUCCAACCACCUGGGGACCAGGCCCCAAACUCCAACCACCCGGGGACCAGGCCCCAAACUCCAACCACCCAGGGACCAGGCCCCAAACUCCAACCACCCAGGGACCAGGCCCCAAACUCCAAACCACCUGGGGACCAGGCCCCAAACUCCAAACCACCUGGGGACCAGGCCCCAAACUCCACAACCUCAGGCACAGGCCCCAAACUCCAACCACCCGGGCACCAGGCCCCAAACUCCAACCACCCGGGCACCAGGCCCCAAUUCCACAACUGUGGGCACCAGGGCCCAAACUCCAAACCACCCAGGGCUCAGGCACCAAACUUCACAACCUCGGGCACCACGCCCAAACUCCAAAAAUCUUGCGUUGCAGGCCGCAACAACCUCGCAGUCCCAGGCUCCAAACACCUGGGACUCCAACAACAUCAAGACCAGGCCCCAAGGCCCCCCAACAACCACAGGCCCUUGGCUCAACUCCCAGGACCUAGCUCCAAUAUCCGAAACUGA